GGUGGCUGGGCGGGGCCGGGGUGUUCUCUGGGUCCACCUCUACUCCAACCUGGGAGGGUCCUGCAAGGAUCCCGGCUGGAGAAGGGCGCUGGGGGCCUGUGAGACAGCCCCGGAGGUGGCGAAACCCUGACCCUUCCAGCCCCCUAACUGCCCUCCCUUCCUCCACCCUGGCAGAGGGUGACAACCCAGGGCUCUUUGCAUAACUCUGUGGCUUCGCUGUAGUCACCAGCGGCAGCCAGCAGAGGGGAAGGGCAGAGCGCCACCAUGGCGACACCCCUCUCCCACUCCCAGCGGCGCCCUCCCCUCUUGCGCCAGGCCAUCAAGAUAAGACGCCGCAAGGCCAGAGAUCUGCAAGAUCCCCCACCCCAAACAGCCCAGGAGAUCGAGCCCCCAUCCCACCACUUGUCUCCUGAGCAGCGGGCCCUGCUCUACGAGGAAGCCCUGUACACUGUACUGCACCGCCUGGGCCAGCCCGAGCCCAGCCACGUGCCUGAGGCCUCCGAGUUACUGCGGUACCUACAGGAGGCCUUCCACAUGGAGCCCGAGGAGCACCAGCAAAUGCUGCAGCGAGUCAGGGAGCUCCAGAAGCCAAUAUUUUGUCUGAAGGCGACAGUGAAACAGGCCAAGGGCAUUCUGGGCAAGGAUGUCAGUGGCUUCAGUGACCCCUACUGCUUGCUGGGCAUCGAGCAGGGCCUGGGCGUGCCAGGGGGCAGUCCUGGGGCCCGGCGUCGGCAGAAGGCUGUGGUGAGGCACACCAUCCCCGAGGAGCAGACCCACCGCACCCAGGUCAUCACCCAGACUCUCAACCCCGUCUGGGACGAGACCUUCAUCUUGGAGUUCGAAGACAUAACCAAUGCCAGUUUCCAUCUGGACAUGUGGGACAUGGACACCGUGGAGUCUGUCAGACAGAAGCUCGGGGAGCUCACGGAUCUGCACGGACUGCGGAGGAUCUUUAAGGAGGCCCGGAAGGACAAAGGCCAGGACGACUUUCUAGGGAACGUGGUUUUGAGGCUGCAGGACCUGCGCUGCCGAGAGGACCAGUGGUACCCGCUGGAGCCCUGCACCGAGACCUACCCAGACCGGGGUCAAUGCCACCUCCAGUUCCAGCUCAUUCACAAGCGGAGAGCCACCACGGCCAGCCGCACCCAGCCCACCUACACCGUACACCUCCACCUCCUGCAGCAGCUCGUGUCCCACGAGGUCACCCAGCACCAGGCAGGCAGCACCUCCUGGGACGGGUCGCUGAGUCCCCAGGCCGCCACCGUCCUCUUCCUCCACGCCACGCAGAAGGACCUGUCCGACUUCCACCAGUCCAUGGCGCAGUGGCUGGGCCUCAGCCCCCACUCAAACUUCCCCCGCCUCUACCAGAGCCUGGAGUUCCCCAGCAGCUGCCUCCUGCACCCCAUCACCAGCAUUGAGUACCAGUGGAUCCAAGGCCGGCUCAGGGCAGAACAGCUAGAGGAGCUGGCCACGUCGUUCAGCUCUCUUCUGGCCUAUGGCCUCUCCCUCAUCCGGAAGUUCCGGUCCGUCUUCCCCCUGUCUGUCUCGGACUCCCCGGCCCGGCUGCAGUCUCUCCUCAGGGUCCUGGUGCAGAUGUGCAAGAUGAAGGCUUUUGGAGAACUGUGCCCAGGGAGUGCCCCACUGCCCCGCCUGGUGACCGAGGCCUUGAGGACUGGCACAGUUGAAUGGUUCCACCUGAAGCAGCAACACCACCAGCCCAUGGUGCAGGGCAUGCUAGAGGAGGGCAAGGCCUUGCUGAGCCUGGUCCAGGACAUCAUCAGUGACCUGCACCAAUGCCAGCGCACGUGGAACAAGAUCUUCCACAAUGCCCUCAAGAUCGACCUCUUCUCCAUGGCUUUUCUGGAGUUGCAGUGGCUGGUGGCCAAGCGAGUGCAGGACCACGCGGCGGCGGCAGGCAGUCCCGUGUCCCCCGAGAUGGGCGAGAGUCUGUUUCAGCUCUACAUCAGCCUCAAGGAGCUCUGCCGGCUUGGCCCAGGCCCCUCGGAAAGAGAAGGAGUACUGGCCCUGGACGGCUUCCAUCGCUGGCUCCAGCCGGCCAUCCCCUCCUGGCUGCAGAAGACAUACAGCGUGGCCUUGGCGCGGGUGCAGCGCGCGGUGCAGAUGGACGAGCUGGUGCCCCUGGGUGAGCUGACCAAGCACAGCACCUCAGCCGUGGACCUGUCCACCUGCUUCGCCCAAAUCAGCCACACUGCCCGUCAGCUGGACUGGCCGGACCCAGAGGAGGCCUUCAUGAUCACGGUCAAGUUUGUAGAGGACACCUGUCGGCUGGCCCUCGUGUACUGCAGCCUUAUAAAGGCCCGGGCCCGUGAGCUCUCUGCUGGCCAGAAGGACCAGGCCCUGGCAGCCAACAUGCUGUGCGUGGUGGUGAAUGACAUGGAGCAGCUGCGGCUGGUGAUCGGCAAGCUGCCCACCCAACUGGCAUGGGAGGCCCUGGAGCAGCGGGUGGGGGCCGUGCUGGAGCAGGGACAGCUGCAGAACACACUACAUGCCCAGCUGCAGGGCGCACUGGCUGGGCUGGGCCACGAGAUCCGCACCGGCGUCCGCACCCUGGCUGAGCAGCUGGAGGUGGGCAUCGCCAAGCACAUCCAGAAACUCGUGAGCCUCAGGGAGUCUGUCCUGCCCGAGGAUGCCAUUCUGCCCCUGAUGAAGUUCCUGGAGGUGGAGCUUUGCUACAUGAACACCAACUUGGUGCAGGAGAACUUCAGCAGCCUGCUCACCCUGCUGUGGACUCACACGCUCAUGGUAUUGGAGGAGGCAGCCGCCGCCCAGCGCACCUCGUCCCUGGCCUCACGCAGGCUGAAGAUCGCUCUGCAGAACCUGGAGAUCUGCUUCCAUGCUGAGGGCUGUGGCCUGCCGCCUGAGUCCCUGCACACAGCCACCUUCCAGGCUCUGCAGGGGGUCCUGGAGCUACAGGCUGCCUCCACCCACGAACUCAUCCGGAAGUACUUCUGCAGCCGCAUCCAGCAGCAGGCGGAAACCACCUCUGAGCAGCUGGGGGCUGUCACCAUCAAGGCCUCCUACCGCACCUCUGAGCAGAAGCUGCGCGUGGAGCUGCUCAGCGCCUCCAGCCUGCUGCCCCUGGACUCCAACGGCUCCAGUGACCCCUUUGUCCAGCUGACCCUGGAGCCCAGGUAUGAGUUCCCUGAGCUGGCCCCCCGGGAGAGCCAGAAGCACAAGAAGGACCUUCACCCACUGUUUGAUGAGACCUUUGAGUUCCUGGUGCCUGCUGAGCCGUGCCAGAAAGACGGGGCGUGCCUCCUGCUCACCGUACUGGACCACGACACGCUAGGGGCCGACGACCUGGAGGGGGAGGCCUUCCUACCGCUGCACACGGUGCCUGGCAUGACUGGCUCUGAGGAGCCUGGGGAGGUGCCGCAGACCCGCCUGCCCCUCACAUACCCUGCACCCAAUGGGGAUCCGAUCCUGCAGCUGCUGGAGGGCCGUAAGGGUGACCGCGAGGCCCAGGUUUUUGUGCGGCUGAGGCGGCAGCGAGCCAGGCAGGCCUCCCUGCAUGCCCCACGACUGGGGCGGUAGCAGUGGGGACCCGAAGGGGCUUUUCUUUGGCCUAACACUCGGGGAGCCAGGGCAGGCUCACGUGACAGGGUACCGCCAGCAGUAUCUAUACUCCCUCCUCCCUUGAGGUCUGGCCUCCUCCUCCACCACAUGCCAGCACCAGUGGGAGGGGCUCCUGCCUGUCCCCCCCUAGGAAAAGCUCUCUGGUGGGGCAGGGCCUGGGGCCAUCUGUCUCCACGUCUGUUCCAGCCACAGACACUGCAUGGGGGCCAGGCUCACUGGACCUAGUAGAGGGGACCUGUCAGAGAUAAGGCCACACGCUGUGCUGGGAAGGAGGCAGUGACCUUGACUACAGGGGGCCCAGGUCCUCUCCCAGGGAGCCUCUAGGCUUCCCCAGCUGCCUCACCACUCAGGUGUGGGCUGUUCCCACGGCUAAGGUGGGGAUCUUGGCCCACCCCAUUGGUCAAAGGCCCUCGCUGAGGGCCCCACCUCCUCACCCCCACAUAAACAAGCACACUGCUGGCUCUGGAGGGGUUCGAGCUGGGGGCAGUGAGGCUGGCAUGGAGGGACCGAAGCAGAAGGGACCGCCUGUGUGCAAAUGUCACCUCCCGAGGGCAGCAUCUGCCACCUAAGGACUUCAGUGAAAAUAAAUAAAGCAACAACCCACUGUCUGUUUAGGAGAUCUGCUGCUGGUCUCCAGGGGGGCCCAGGUUACAACCAGACUCCUUCCUAGCCCUCAGGAGACCUGGAGCCACCACCCCCCUCCUCAGGCUUUUUACAAGCAGCAAGGUUGUAAAGCUCCCCUCCGGGGAGCCAGGAGGGCCUGGCUAGUGUCCCGGCUGCAGGAUUGGAACUAAGCGCUUUACCACUCAUCUGUGUCUGCUGCCUGGGCCAGGAGCCUUCACUCUGGAGUGCUCUACAAGCAGGGCCUCCCAGUGCUUGGAGGAGUAGGGCCCCAGCCUCCCCUGGAGGAGGUGGCUCCCGUGCACGGAGCUGGAGCGAGGCCCGGUUGUCACCCAAGCUGGGAGACCCUGGUUGAGUCCCCUGACCUCCCUGCCCACAGAGAGGAUGGGGAGCAGCAGGUGGUUACACGGGCUGACUGCCAAGGCCCCUUCAGGUCUGAACCUGAGCCUGGACAGCUAGGGUACCACUAGGGUGUCUUCUCACCACUCCCCAAGCCCGGCCAAGGGCUUGCUUCCUAAGCCUUGGAUCCCGCCCCUGCAGCAGGUGGGAUGAGGCAGCAGGCAGCGGCUGGCCGUCUCCUCUGGCCCCACGCCUUCGUUUUUGUGCACCUCAUCCUGAGGGGGAAGAGUGUGUUCCCUGAGAAACUGUCAGGGACCCUACUGCCUUUUGGAAAAAGCAAGCCAGUCACAGCCCCGAGCAGGAGUCAUGGGCACAGGAGGGGUGUCUGUGUCCACAGCUGAGUCUGCCAAGUCCUCAGUCCAGCACAAAGGUGUGGGCGCAGCUGGCCCACCCCAUAGUUCACAGGCCUUCAUUCGGGGCCCUACCCCUCACCCCCACAUCAACAAGCUACUACUCCAAGUUCAUAUUUUAUUUCCAAUAAGUUUGGAGCUCUGUUGAUUUUUGCAUUUUUGUAAAAAAGGAGAAAUUUUUCACUUAAUUCAUUGAAAGCCCUUUCGUGCUGAGCCCGAGGGGGGCCUGGGCCAGACCCUUCGCAGUCUCGCUCCUGCCUUUCACCCAGUGCUAGGAGCAGGACUGCCGCCCUCCGCCCACCUGCCCUCCCGCCCCCGCUGCCUUUCUGUACAGACAAUGUUUAAAACGGAAGCUAAGACACAAGUACGUGGACAGGCACACACACAUGCACACGGCAUCCGCCCAGGCGGGCCGGACGUCAGCUGCACUCGGAGAGCACCAAGGAAUGCAUACAGAGCCCCUCCGGGAGGGAGGGCAGGGCCUAUGCCCGCUCGGUCCCCAGUCCGCACUCCUCCCCACAAUUGCCCUGCUAGCUGCCAGAGGGAGGGGACGGGCUGCAUGAGGGCAUGCCAGAGGGAAGGGACGGCUGGAGGGCCACAGAGGGCAGUGCCAGCCUGGCCAGUGGCCCUGGGGCCAGGAAGGCCCCUCUGGGGAGUCCAGGAGGAAAGGCCUGAGAGAGCACCUCAGGCCUCAGGAACCUGAGGGACAAAACUGGGCCUUGCCCCCUGUGGGGCUUCAAGGGCCCAAGUGUGGGGAGCCAGGCUGGCCCUGACAUGCCAGCCUGCUAGUCUCAGCUGUGUCCCGAGGACUAAACACACAUUGGUAAGCCUAGGGGCUGCCGCCUCAGACCCCCAGCACACACACCUCCUACGGCAUUUCCUGCAGGGACUGGGCCAGCCCUGGGGAAGGGGAGGCCUCCAUGCCUCUGCCGCUUGCCCUGGUCUGGGGCAUGGGGUGAGCGGGUCCGGCCCUGAAGGCCUUUCUCCUCCCUGACCCUUGCAGCUUCCCUCCCUCCCCUGCUCAGGCCCAGGAAGAAGUUAAAAAGAGUUAGUUCCUACAUAAAAAAGAGACAGAAAAGGAUUCUCUGCCAAAAGGCCAGUG
Molecule: messenger RNA, 6069 nt
Organism: Tupaia belangeri chinensis (Chinese tree shrew)
Lineage: Eukaryota; Metazoa; Chordata; Mammalia; Scandentia; Tupaiidae
Gene: UNC13D
Product: unc-13 homolog D
Biological process (GO): secretion
Cellular component (GO): exocytic vesicle
Source: RefSeq, a predicted model, not a curated record